Molecule: messenger RNA, 2919 nt
Organism: Rhopalosiphum padi (bird cherry-oat aphid)
Lineage: Eukaryota; Metazoa; Arthropoda; Insecta; Hemiptera; Aphididae
Product: glucose dehydrogenase [FAD, quinone]-like
Exons: 3
Coding region: 108-1844 (578 amino acids)
Molecular function (GO): oxidoreductase activity, acting on CH-OH group of donors; flavin adenine dinucleotide binding
Source: RefSeq, a predicted model, not a curated record
UGAAAAUUUUGGUAUUGAUAUUACUUGAGUUUUUUUUUUAUUAUAAAGUGAAAUGACAAUAAUUGUCAAUUGAUAAUAAUUAUAAUAUUACCUAUGCUAGUUUCAUAAUGAAUGUUAUACAAUUUACUAUCGUAUUUUUUAUUUCGUUUACACCUUCAAUACGCUCUCAAUUUUACCAGUUAAAGUAUGGACCAUAUCAGGAACACGGGAUUCCAUUUAGGGAAAACAAUUUUAUAGGUAAUAGGCCUAUAUUGCGUGAGUAUGAUUUUAUUGUGAUUGGAGCUGGUGCUGGAGGCUGUGUGGUGGCAAAUCGUUUAUCUGAACAAUCAAAUUGGUCAGUUCUAUUAUUGGAAGCAGGACAAGACGAGACUUUAUACACAGAUAUACCAGGAGCAGCAAACUUACUGCAAGAUACAAGUUAUAAUUGGGGCUAUACCUCUGAACCAGUUAAAAACGGCUGUUUAGGUUUUAAGAAUAAGCGAUGUCCUUGGCCGAAAGGAAAAGGCAUGGGCGGAUCGUCUGUCAUAAACGCUUUGCUCUACACAAGGGGAACAAAAGAAGAUUAUGAUACGAUUGCGGCACUAGGAAAUGCUGGUUGGGCUUACAAAGAUGUAUUACCCUAUUUUUUAAAAUCUGAAAACAAUUCUAUACCAGAAUAUCAAAACUCAUCUUUCCAUUCACAAAACGGAAUUUUACAUGUUGAACGAGUACGUUAUCGUUCGCCACUUGUUGACAUGUUUAUUGAAGCCGGAGUUGAAUUGGGAUUACGAAAAGAUAUUGAUUAUACAAUUAAUCAAGAACACGGUGUAUCACGUUCUCAAGUCACAACAAUAAAUGGACGCCGAGUAAGUGCAUCAAAAGCAUUUAUACACCCUGCCAAAGAUCGUCAAAACUUACAUAUAGCAAUAUUAAGCCAAGUAACAAAAAUACUUAUUGAUCCAAAAACUAAAAAAACUAUUGGAGUCGAAUUUAUUAAAAAGGGAAAAGUCAGAACAGUAUAUUCUAAAAAAGAAGUUAUUUUAUCUGCUGGCCCUAUCAAUUCACCGCAGUUACUAAUGUUAUCUGGAAUCGGACCAAAAGAGCACUUAAAGCAUCACGGUAUACCAGUAAUCCAAGAUUUACCAGUAGGACAACAUUUACACGAACACUAUGGUUUAAUCGGUUUGGAAUUCAUAGUAAAUCAAACGGGUCCGGUUCUGACUCAACAAAGUGUAUCAGAUCCUUAUUUAUUUGAUGAAUGGUUCAAGUAUGGCCGAGGACCACUCACUGUUCCACUAGGACGAGAAGGUGUAGCGUACAUAAGAUCACCAGCAGGAAAAGAACAUGAACUAAUAUUAGCGCCAGUAACGGAUAAGCCAAACGUUUUCUACAUUAAUACAUUUUUGUUACAACCUGUCGCUCGGGGAAGCGUAACUUUAAAAAACAAUAACCCAAUUCACCCGCCUAUUAUGUCCUUUGAUUAUUACAACAACAGUACUGACCUUGAAGAAAAUAUAUUUGCCGUUAAAUAUUCAGUGAAAUUUGUAGAAGAAACACGGGCAUUUCAGAGUGUAGCGGCUAAAUUGAACCCAGUACCGUACCCAAAAUGUGAACAUUUACCAUUUAAAUCUGACAAUUAUUGGGCUUGCUUACUAAUACAUGUGACGAGUACUUCAAAUCACCACUGCGGUACGUGUAGAAUGGGAGAUGUCGUUAACGAAAAAUUACAAGUAAUUGGAAUCGAUGGAUUGAGAGUUGUGGACUCCUCUGUGUUUCCACACAUGCCAAGUACACAUACUUAUGCUCCAACAUUAAUGGUUGGUGAAAAGGGAGCAGAUAUGAUUCGAAGUUAUUGGUCAAAAUAAUAUGAGUUUGAAUUAUUUGUUAAAUUAAUGUGAAAUUGAGUGUUUGGAGCUAAUGACUUUAUAAUUAUUACAGUAAAAUAAACAUUGCUCUAUUGCAAAUACAUAAUAAAUCGGUUUUUUACUUAAGAGGACGUUAUACGCGUUAUACCCUCAUGUGUUUUCAUUGUCUUUCUAACGUACAUCAUAGCAUAUUUGCGUUCAACAGAACAUAUUUUGUGAUAUUAGCUUUAAUAUUGGAGUCAAUUUUCUUAGUAUCAAAUUUAAAGCUAAGAAUAUUAUCUAGAAAAUGUCAUAUGAUUUUAUUAACAAUAUAUAAUUUUAAAAUAAGUUAUAGCUAUGUAAAAUAUAACAACUUUAAAAUGAUCAUAACUCACUUUAAAAUAAUAAUAUCAAUAAAAGCAUAUAGCAUUGCCUAGAUAAUAUUCUUAGCUUUAAAUUUGAUAAUAAGUAAAUUUACUCUAAUAUUAAAGCCUACUUCACAAAAUGUGUUCUGCUGAACGCAAAUUUGCUAUGAUGUGUUAGUAGGACAGAGACACUAUAUAAUAUGCGCGGGGUAGUUAAACAUUUUACGAAAGCUUAAAACUUUACUCUAUCAAUUUUAAUUACCUAGGUAUGUAUCAUAUUAUUAUUCUAUGUCUCAAUAACUAAAUGCUAUUGAUAAUAUAUUGUUUUAGUAUUUGUAAAAAUCCAAAAAACUAUAUGCUGUAUAGUAUACUUAUAUUGGAUGAAACGAUAAUUUUAAAUUUACCAUGGUGGAUAAAGUUGAAAACCGGUCUCGGUUUCGACGAUAAGAUACUUGCCUUAUUUUUUUGAUCCAAUGACCGAUAUUUAUUUCUGUUCUUAUUAUAAUAACACUAAACAAAAAUUAUGCCUACAUAUUAUAAAUAUUGUAAAAUUUCUACAAAAACAACAUAUUAGAUCUUUAGAAAUUACAUUUUCAAUAUUUUUUUAUAAUUAAUUCUAACAUUCUAUGUACCUAUAAUAAAAAUUAUAUAUUAUUUUGAUUGUACAAAAUAUUUAACACUUUUAUUAUUAAUAUAUUAGUAUUCAAAAAUACAUUUUCAAAGAAACAAAA